This is a messenger RNA of Westerdykella ornata, 860 nucleotides long. Its product is annotated as 40S ribosomal protein S9. The record is from RefSeq and is a predicted model, not a curated record. NCBI's taxonomy places the organism in Eukaryota, Fungi, Ascomycota, Dothideomycetes, Pleosporales, Sporormiaceae. Gene Ontology annotation, molecular function: rRNA binding; structural constituent of ribosome. Gene Ontology annotation, biological process: translation; positive regulation of translational fidelity. Bases 11 to 586 code for a protein of 191 amino acids. The transcript is spliced from 4 exons. Gene Ontology annotation, cellular component: cytosolic small ribosomal subunit.
ACCGACAAUCAUGGCGCCCCGUUCCUACUCGAAGACGUACAGCGUCCCCCGUCGUCCUUUCGAGUCCGCUCGUCUGGAUACUGAGCUGAAGCUCGUUGGCGAAUAUGGUCUCCGCAACAAGCGCGAGGUCUGGAGGGUCCAGUUGACUCUGUCCAAGAUCCGUCGUGCUGCCCGUUCGCUGCUCACGCUCGACGAGAAGGACCCCAAGCGCCUCUUCGAGGGUAACGCCCUCAUUCGCCGUCUCGUCCGUGUCGGUGUCCUCGACGAGUCCCGCAUGAAGCUCGAUUACGUGCUGGCUCUCAAGAUUGAGGAUUUCUUGGAGCGUCGUCUCCAGACCUGCGUCUACAAGCUCGGCCUUGCCAAGUCCAUCCACCACGCCCGUGUUCUCAUCCGCCAAAGGCACAUCCGCGUCGGCAAGCAGAUCGUCAACGUCCCCUCCUUCGUUGUCCGUCUCGACUCCCAGAAGCACAUCGACUUCGCUCUGACCUCGCCGUUCGGUGGUGGCCGCCCUGGCCGUGUCCGAAGGAAGAAGGCUAAGGCCGCCGAGAAGGGUGGUGAGGAUGGUGGUGAUGAGGAGGAGGAGUAAAUCAUGCGCCAAGGGACUCAAAAUAUCAUGGAAUAUUGGGUUAGGUCAUGACGGCAUGAACGGUUCGGGCAGCCCUCCAGUCUGGGCUUCAUCAUAUCCAACUUCGUGGUGUUCGGUUCGUGGACGGUCUGCAUAUAUCCCGUGUAGCUCCAAUCCACCCAAAAUUUACACAUGACCAUGCCCGUUACCCACCUAACUGGCCUGUGCCGCGUCAAAUGGUCCAGUGCCGCAACAAUAAGAGAUGACGAUCCAAAGUUCAUGUUAUCCAAAUAUC